Molecule: messenger RNA, 4606 nt
Organism: Falco peregrinus (peregrine falcon)
Lineage: Eukaryota; Metazoa; Chordata; Aves; Falconiformes; Falconidae
Gene: GNE
Product: glucosamine (UDP-N-acetyl)-2-epimerase/N-acetylmannosamine kinase
Exons: 12
Coding region: 47-2407 (786 amino acids)
Biological process (GO): UDP-N-acetylglucosamine metabolic process
Molecular function (GO): N-acylmannosamine kinase activity; UDP-N-acetylglucosamine 2-epimerase activity; hydrolase activity, hydrolyzing O-glycosyl compounds
Source: RefSeq, a predicted model, not a curated record
CCGGCUGCGCCGUGCGGCGCGGCGCCGGGGCUGGCGGUGGGCGCGCAUGCGCCUGGAGCGCGGCUGGCGGUGUGGGUGCGGGGCGCUGGGCCGGGCCUGUGCCCAUUGCGGAGCUGAGCGGCGCUGCCGAGGCGUGUGUGCGCGUCCGCGCCGGCGGGUGAUGCAGGGCGCCGUAGUCCCGGCGAGCGGAGAGGAGGUGUAUUUCAAGAAUCAUUCAAAACAGAAGCAAAAGGAAGUCAUGGAGAAGAAUGGAAACAACCACAAACUUCGUGUUUGUGUUGCUACUUGUAACCGUGCUGAUUACUCAAAAUUAGCUCCCAUUAUGUUCGGUAUUAAGGCAGAACCACAGUUCUUUGAGCUUGAUGUUGUGGUGCUUGGUUCCCACCUGAUUGAUGAUUAUGGUAAUACCUAUCGUAUGAUUGAACAAGAUGACUUUGAUAUUCAUACAAGACUGCACACUAUUGUGAGAGGCGAGGAUGAGGCGGCUAUGGUGGAGUCAGUGGGCCUUGCGUUGGUCAAGUUACCGGACGUACUGAACCGCCUCAAACCUGACAUAAUGAUAGUUCAUGGGGACAGAUUCGAUGCUUUGGCCCUGGCCACGUCUGCAGCCCUGAUGAACAUUCGCAUUCUCCACAUUGAAGGCGGGGAGGUCAGUGGGACCAUUGAUGACUCUAUCAGACACGCCAUAACCAAACUGGCCCACUACCACGUGUGCUGCACAAGGAGCGCCGAGCAGCACCUGAUAGCCAUGUGUGAAGACCAUGACCGCAUCCUUUUAGCAGGCUGUCCCUCCUAUGACAAGCUUCUCUCUGCCAAAAAUAAGGACUACAUGAGUAUUAUACGCAUGUGGCUAGGUGAAGAUGUCAAAACCAGAGAUUAUAUAGUUGCUUUGCAACACCCUGUAACCACAGAUAUUAAACAUUCCAUAAAGAUGUUUGAGCUGACACUAGAUGCACUCAUCUCCUUCAACAAGAGAACGCUUGUUCUGUUCCCUAAUGUGGAUGCAGGAAGCAAAGAGAUGGUUCGGGUGAUGAGGAAGAAGGGCAUUGAACAUCAUCCCAAUUUUCGGGCAGUAAAGCACGUCCCGUUCGACCAGUUCAUACAGCUAGUGGCUCAUGCUGGUUGUAUGAUUGGUAACAGCAGUUGUGGUGUCAGAGAGGUAGGAGCAUUUGGUACACCUGUUAUUAACCUGGGGACACGUCAGACAGGAAGAGAAACAGGUGAAAAUGUUCUACAUGUUCGUGAUGCUGAUACACAAGAUAAGAUUCUGCAUGCUCUACAGCUGCAGUUUGGUAAACAGUAUCCAUGCUCAAAAAUAUAUGGAGAUGGUAAUGCUGUUCCAAGGAUUUUGAAGUUCCUUAAGUCUAUUGACCUAAAAGAGCCACUACAAAAGAAAUUCUGUUUUCCUCCUGUCAAAGAUAAUAUCUCUCAAGAUAUUGACCAUAUUCUAGAGACACAGAGUGCUCUGGCUGUGGAUCUAGGCGGAACAAAUCUUCGAGUAGCAAUUGUCAGUAUGAAGGGUGAAAUAGUUAAGAAGUAUACCCAGCUCAACCCUAAAACUUAUGAAGACAGACUAGACUUAAUUCUAAAGAUGUGUGUAGAGGCUGCGUCGGAGGCAGUAAAUGUGAACUGCAGAAUUUUGGGAGUAGGUAUUUCCACAGGUGGACGGGUAAACCCCCGAGAAGGAAUUGUACUACACUCUACAAAACUCAUUCAGGAGUGGAGCUCUGUGGAUCUCAGAAGUCCAAUAUCUGAUGCUCUGCACCUGCCAGUCUGGGUGGACAAUGACGGAAACUGUGCUGCUCUAGCAGAGAGGAAAUUUGGGCAUGGAAAAGGAAUAGAAAAUUUUGUAACACUCAUUACUGGUACAGGAAUUGGAGGUGGAAUUGUUCAUCAACACGAAUUAAUCCAUGGCAGUUCUUUCUGCGCUGCUGAGCUUGGGCAUAUUGUUGUAUCUUUAGAUGGGCCAGAGUGCCUGUGUGGUAGCCAAGGAUGUAUAGAAGCAUAUGCCUCUGGAAUAGCAUUACAGAGAGAAGCUAAGAAACUGCAUGAUGAGGAUCUGCUUUUAGUAGAAGGAAUGUCAAUGAAGAAGGAGGAAGUUGUUAGCGCUGCACAUCUCAUUCAGGCAGCUAAACUUGGGAACACAAAAGCAGACAGCAUUCUCAGAACAGCUGGAACAGCAUUAGGCCUUGGAGUUGUGAACAUUCUGCACACCAUGAACCCCUCUCUUGUCAUCCUUUCUGGAGUUCUAGCUAGCCACUAUGUUAAUGCUGUCAAAGAUGUGAUAAAUCGACAGGCUCUGUCCUCUGUUAAAACUGUGGAUGUGGUGGUCUCAAAUCUAGCAGAUCCUGCUCUUCUUGGAGCUGCUAGCCUGGUACUGGAUUAUACUACACGUAGAAUAUACUAGGUACCUGGAAGCAUUCUAGAAAUGGACUAUUCAAAUUCCUAAUGGGUGGAGGGAAUACUUUGCCCAAAAUUUUUCUUUGAGAGCAGCUACUGAAUCAGAGUAGUGUUCUAAAUAGUGACUAUUUCAAUUUCUUAAUUGAGGUAUUAUCUUUUUGUAUUUUUCCUAAAUUUCAUCUGGCUUCAUAGGAACUACUGUGCAAUGCUGGUUUUUAAUGACCUCUGUUGGUAAGCGUGUAUGUUGCUUUAAGUGUAGUUGAAUUUAUUUAUGAGUGUAUCUUGAUGUAUGGUGGGGAAUGUGUGUAUGGUGUGUCAAAUUAUAUCUAGCACUUGGGGAUCCAUAUCUCAUUUCCCACCUAUGUGAAAUGAGAAAUCUACAAUGUAACCAGCUUUUCAGUUUCCAGGCUUCCAUCCACAAACUAUGUUGUAAUCACCAGUAGCAGGUAGUAAUUUCAGUGGGUGGAAACAAGGGAAUUUGUCUCGUCCAAAAGGCUGCCUCUAGAAACUGUGGUUCAUGAAGGACUUAAUGUAAAAAGUAACUGCCUCCACCAUCUUUAUAGGGCAGAGUCCCAUUUUAGAAGCUCUGCGUAUGAAGGAAAAACAGUGUGGUCUAGUGAGCUUAUACCCUGCAGAGCAGUCCAAACUGACAAGUGUAGCAGUGAGCAUCUUUUGUCUUCCGGCUGUGGCCAACAAUAAAUUGUCUGAAUUUUGUUGCUUGAGGUUUUAUCAAGGGACUUAAGUCUACUACUUUGCCAAAUUAGCAGAGGGGGUAGCCAGUUAGCUGAAGUUCAGCCGUGUGGCACAUCUAAUCAUAAAGACUCUGCCUUUCAAGAAAACCCUUCCACUGCAGGGUGACAUAGUGCCAUCUUCUCAGCAGUUCUGGUGGUUGCAGGUACACUGUUCUUGUCCUGCAUUCACCAUCAGCCCUGAGGAUGGAAAGUCAAAUCUAAGCCCCAUCCUCACUUUCAAGACAUUCAGAAGCCUGGGAGUGAAUAAUGUCAAAUACUAAUGAAGGCUUGCCUGUGUUUAACUAGUCCUUCUUGAUACAUAGCUCUGUCUUUAUCCAGCUGCUUUUUAGUACACUUUCAAUAUACUGUAGUAAUAACUACCUGACAAAAGCAGAAACUGAAAAACAGACCCAUCUAACUGACUGGAUAUCCCAGAAAAAGGUAUGUGUGGAGGGACAGUCACAAGACAAUCUUCUGUCCUGUAUUUAAUGGCCUAUUUUGACAUCUAACUCAGCCACUGAUUAUGUUCUCAGAAGCCCAGUAAUGUACUAGUACACGGGAAUAAAGGGGCUGUUUCCCUACUCUUUAACUUCUCCAGCCAAAGUGAAACAAGCUUCUGCAACCAGUGCACUCUGCUGUACAAUAAUCUUGGACUGAAUACCUGUUAGUAUAACAUACCACUCUACAGGCUAAUUCUGAGAUAUAAUCUACACAAGUUGCCUUCACCUCAUCCUCUCUUCACAAGGAUUGCUUACUGAGAACUCGCAUCUUCAGAGCAGAUUUCAGAAAGCCCACCAGAUCUCUUUCUUGAUGUCUCCAGGAAUAACUGUGCAGUCUCUAUACUGUAGUUUUUCUCAGAAUCAGCAAAUGGUUAAGAACAAAUAUUUCCAAAGCCAUAGUAGGCUUUAUGUCACCAGGGGUUCCUUUUCCUAUGUGUCUUGGUUUACUUGGUGAUUGCUGCUGACCAGUACCAAAGCAGUAGUUCCAUGAGCAGGUCAAGGAGAAUUUGGCUUUGCUCUACAGUGAUAGUUGCUUAGGUCAGGAGUAACAGUAUCGAGGCUCUAACAGAGAAGAGCCCUGUCGUUUGAUCUCUCAAUCCUCUAGCAUCACGAGGAAUGCCUGUCUAAAAGUGGGACCAGGCUUUGCCUUCUGGACUUGCUGAAGCUCUAUAUUUUUAAUGUCUUCAGACUCCAGAUACAUAUUUUUAUUCUUUUUUUAGCAGCUGAAGGGAGGAUGCAGGCAUAGAGAAAGCAUGAAAGACUAAAACUUACUUGAAAAGUUCUACUGUAAACACCUUUUCAUGUUUAUUCCUGUUAAGAAAAUGGUUCUUAAAAUGCUUGAAAAUACUUUUUCUGUCAACUGGACAAGAAUUUGCUGCGUAUGUGCAAGACAUACAGAAAUCCUUACAGUUUUCCCUGAGAAGUUUGUGGGUUUGUAAUAUCAGAAAGAAUAAAAAAAAUUGUAUUUAAUACAUA